Messenger RNA from Cyprinus carpio (common carp), 647 nucleotides. RefSeq names its product HOP homeobox (gene hopx). Gene Ontology annotation, biological process: cell differentiation; regulation of transcription by RNA polymerase II. NCBI's taxonomy places the organism in Eukaryota, Metazoa, Chordata, Actinopteri, Cypriniformes, Cyprinidae. The record is from RefSeq and is a predicted model, not a curated record. Gene Ontology annotation, molecular function: DNA binding. Gene Ontology annotation, cellular component: nucleus.
GUUUGGCCAUUAUCAGCAUUUCCUCGUGGAGGCUGGCGCUCCUCUCCAGACUUGGGACUUUAUUUGCAUGGGACGCUGAGGCUGGCAUCAGUCGAGCUGUGAUUUCAGUUUCCAGUCCCGUUCGUCUGUUUGGAGCUGAGACAUGAGCGCGAGUGGAAACGCGAUGUUCGCAAUGGAUUUGGCGGAGGAUCAGAUUAAAGUUCUGGAGGAGAAUUUCACGAAGGUCAGCAAGCACCCCGACGAUGCCACGCUGAUGCUGAUCGCAGCGGAGUGCGGGCUCAGCGAAGAGGAGACAGCGAAAUGGUUCAGGAUGCGAAACGCUCAGUGGAGGAAAGCAGAAGGUCUCCCUGCUGAACUGGGAUCAGUGAAGGACUGAUGGAAGAUCUUCAUGUUGUUUUUCUCUCUCUGCUCCGUUGAUUGUUCAGUAGACCAUCUCACUGUCUUUCUUUUCUUAUUUGAGGAUGUUUUCUGAAGUCUGAAGACCGAUAUGGGUCUUAUUUUAUUUUUUUAAAUUUUAUCUAAAUUGUAAUCUUUUGCUAAAUGUAUGCCAUAUAGCCUAUUUUUAUUGCCUUAAUAACUAUUAAAUGUAAGUAAAUAAGCUAAAUGUAAGCAUCUAUAUAUAAAAAAUUACAUCUGUAUUUUCAGGG